AUGGGUCCGGAGGCAGACGCUGAGGUGGACCGCACAGAGGUGAUCCGCAGCAGCAGCGGUCCGGUUUUCUCUAAGAUCUUCUUGGUGGAUUACUACUUUGAGGAGGUCCAAAGGCUCCGAUUCGAGCUGCACGACAUCAGCUCGGGUAACAACGGCCUCCGUGAUGCUGACUUCCUCGGAGCCAUGGAAUGUACAUUGGGGCAGAUCGUCUCACAAAGGAAACUGACCAAAGCUCUACUCAAGCAGGGAAACACUGCUGGAAAGUCUUCCAUAAUGGUGACAGCAGAGGAGUUGUCUGGUAAUGACGAUUAUGUUGAACUCUCUUUCAGCGCUCGGAAGCUAGACGACAAGGAUUUUUUCAGUAAGUCGGACCCUUUCCUGGAGAUUUUUAGAUUAAAUGAUGAUGGAACGGAGUCGCUCGUGCACAGAACCGAGACGGUCAUGAACAACUUGAGCCCAAUAUGGAAAUCCUUCAAAGUCUCCCUGAACACACUCUGCAGUGGAGACCAUGACAGGGAGCUUAAGUGCACCGUCUGGGACUGGGACUCCAACGGAAAACAUGACUUCAUAGGGGAGUUUCAAACCACAUAUAAGGACAUGAUGAGGGCAGAGCAGGAGGGCAAGCAGAUCCAAUGGGAAUGCAUCAACCCUAAAUAUCAGGUGAAGAAGAAAAAUUACAGAAACUCUGGGACUGUCAUUCUCAAUCAAUGCAAGAUCAUCAAAAUGUAUUCCUUCCUGGAUUACAUAAUGGGCGGCUGCCAGAUUCAGUUCACGGUGGCAAUUGACUUCACAGCGUCCAACGGGGACCCGAGAAACAGCUGCUCCCUCCACUACAUCCACCCAUACCAGCCCAAUGAGUACCUCAAAGCGCUGGUGGCUGUCGGGGAGAUCUGCCAAGACUAUGACAGUGAUAAAAUGUUUCCCGCAUUCGGCUUCGGAGCUCUGAUCCCGCCAGACUUCAAGGUUUCCCAUGAUUUUGCCGUGAACUUUGAUGAGGACAAUCCCGAAUGUGCUGGGAUCCAGGGUGUGGUGGAAGCCUACCAGAACUGCCUCCCUAAGAUCCAGCUUUAUGGGCCCACCAAUAUUGCCCCAAUCAUCCAGAAAGUGGCCUCUUCUGCCUCUGAGGAGAUGCACACCAAAGAGGCCAUGGAAUACUUCAUCCUGCUGAUCCUGACCGACGGAGUCAUCACUGACAUGGCCGACACGAGGGAGGCCAUCGUGCACGCCUCUCACCUGCCCAUGUCCGUCAUCAUCGUCGGCGUGGGCAACGCCGACUUCACCGACAUGCAGAUACUGGACGGGGACGAUGGGAUCCUGCGUUCACCCAAGGGCGAGCCUGUCCUCCGCGACAUCGUCCAGUUUGUCCCCUUUAAGGACUUCAAACACGCCUCCCCAGCAGCUUUGGCAAAGAGUGUUCUGGCAGAGGUCCCUAACCAGGUGGUGGAUUACUACAAUGCGAAAGGAAUCAAACCUAAGUGUAUGUCCGACUACGAGUCCACGAGAGCCUUCAGCCCCUGACAAUGGACUGUGUCACACGAUUCUAUACAUACACUCUCUCAUAUUCAUACAUAAAUCAUACUAGUAUAUAAAUACUUCCAAGUACUGUAAAAUACAUUAAACAUGUCCAAAAAGCACAAGCAAACACACCCAAGUAUGUACACAGAACAAUACUACAUAAGUAGUCUAGCUCAGAGAAUUAGCUUGUUGUGGUGAAAUAAUUUGAUCUACUACAUUGAUGACUAUUGCAUGUUUGGCCACAAUGGCAUCACCUGAAAUAUUAUUCCUAUCUACUGUAUAUUGAAAAGGUAUUUCUAGAAAUAAUAACAGUCUUCUGAACCAGCAUGUAGACUCUUACUGAAGCCCAUUGAAAGAAAUGACACUCCUACCUUAUUUAGAUAACUAGCAAGUAGAUAGAUGGAAAGAUCUAUGAGAGUGAAGGCUUAAAUAUGAGUCUGCAUAGCCUAAAAUGUUUAGAAUUAGCAUUGCAAAUGUUAUUCAUGGGAGUGAUGGCAUUCCAGUUAGUGUACUGCAUAAAUGCAUGCCUAAUCAGCCCCCACUAAUAUCAACUCUUGAAUAGUUGCUUGCUGGUUAUGAAAUAAAGUAUCACUGUCAUUUGUGUGAAACUGGGGGUUAUCUUUGGAGUCUGAGGUUCUUUUAUACAGAUUUGUUUGUGAUUUUGCUAAAUGGAAAUAAAUAACUUAAUAACUAUAAUAAUUUCUUAACAAUCUUCUUACAUUGUAAAGAGUUUUGGGAGGGUAGACAAGCGUGUGUGGUAGACACUCAUCUGUAAGCUGAAAAUAGUUUCUUUUUCUGUAUUUUGCAUGUUGAUAAUAAUAAACGUGGUUUGAUUUUCUCA
Messenger RNA from Menidia menidia (Atlantic silverside), 2356 nucleotides. The record is from the annotation of a GenBank genome assembly. NCBI's taxonomy places the organism in Eukaryota, Metazoa, Chordata, Actinopteri, Atheriniformes, Atherinopsidae.